AUGGAAAUAGUGAAGAAUACAUCUUUUCCACUUAAACCACUUGUAAAUGGUACAUUGACUGAAGAAGCAAUUUUUUACGUCUAUGAAGCAUGGGUAAAACCGAUCACAUUGUCGUUUUAUCCUGAAAUUAUACUUUUCACGUUUCGUGCAAAUGCAUUUAAAAUGAUGGAACGUUAUCCACCUAUUGAAGUUGACGAUCUACGGCCACUCAAAUGUCAAAUGGCUAUACAAUGGGUAUUAGCAUGUCUGACACGUAUUUAUGCUCGUCAAGCUGCUUCAUAUUCGCAUGUUUUUGGUUUUCCACUUGAUUUUGAUGGAUGGGAAAAUGAAACGUUUUGUGAUCAUCAUGUCUGUCAUGCUGGUGAACUACCUUAUACAUUUGAAUCCGUAUGGGUUAAUUUUGCAGACGCUGGCAAACGUGUUGCAAUGAAACAAUUGAACGAUUCAUGGACAUUAUUUAAACGUAUUUUCAAGAAAGAAUAUGCAUCAAAAGAGGAAGAAAUUGUUCGACGAACAAUAUGGGAAAAAAAUCUUGCUAAGAUUCGUAAACACAAUCUCGAAUCCGAUAUGGGUCUUCAUAGUUACACAAUGGAAAUGAAUCGUUUCGGUGAUUUGACUCAUGAAGAAUUCAAGAAACAAAUGAAUGGAUUUAAGAUAAGUACCAAUGUUGAUCAAAGCAAAUAUGAUCGUCAUAUGUUUUUGGCACCAUCAAAUGUUGUUAUUCCAGAUCAAGUCGAUUGGCGUAAAGAAGGAUAUGUUACUCCUGUUAAAGAUCAAGGCCAAUGUGGAUCAUGUUGGGCUUUUUCAGCUACUGGUUCACUCGAAGGUCAGACCUUUGCUAAAACCAAAACACUUCCUUCACUCUCUGAACAACAAUUGGUCGAUUGUUCGAGCAAAUUUGGUAAUGAAGGCUGUGAUGGUGGAUUGAUGAAUAAUGCCUUCGAAUAUAUCAAACAAAACAACGGUAUAGAUUCAGAAAAGAGUUACCCAUAUCAAGCCUAUGAUGGAAAAUGUCGUUUCAAACCAGAAGAUGUUGCUGCCACAGAUAUUGGUUUUGUUUAUGUCAAGGAAAAAAAUGAAACUGACCUCACGAUUGCAAUUGCUACAGUCGGUCCUAUUUCAGUCGCUAUUGAUGCUUCGCAAGACUCAUUCCAAUUUUACUCGGGUGGCAUCUAUAAUGAACCAAUGUGCUCGUCGACUGACCUUGACCAUGGUGUGUUGGCUGUUGGAUAUGGUAGUGAGGGAAAGAAGCAUCCAACUGAUUAUUAUAUUGUAAAAAACUCAUGGGGUGAAGGAUGGGGUGAUGGUGGUUAUAUUUUAAUGCUUAGAAAUUCGAAUAAUCAAUGCGGUAUAGCCACUAUGGCUAGUUAUCCACUUGUUUAA
Messenger RNA from Rotaria sp. Silwood1, 1383 nucleotides. NCBI's taxonomy places the organism in Eukaryota, Metazoa, Rotifera, Eurotatoria, Philodinida, Philodinidae. The record is from the annotation of a GenBank genome assembly.